AUGGAAGUGCUUGCUCCAGCGCUCUCCCAACUCAAAUCCCUCACAUCCCUUGAAGUGGCCAACGACGACAUUCAUGACGCGGGUGUCACGCACAUCACAAGUGCGCUGAUGAAACUCCCGGGUCUCACACGCCUCAGUUUGGAUGGUGCUGGCUUAUCUGAUGCAGGGCUGGAAACCCUGGCAGCGGCACUCCCAUAUCUACCAGCGUUGACACACCUGAGUCUGACCAAGAACAUAUUUGGUGAUCGUGGCGCGACGGCCCUUGCGCACGCUGUCAAGCAGCUGCCAUCGCUCUGCGUCUUGCGAUGGUCGUUUCUGACACUUCACAUCUGUUGUGCUUAUAACUUGGUAGGCUGA
This is a messenger RNA of Salpingoeca rosetta, 357 nucleotides long. RefSeq lists its product as uncharacterized. The record is from RefSeq and is a predicted model, not a curated record. The coding region runs from base 1 to 357 and encodes 118 amino acids. Gene Ontology annotation, molecular function: protein binding. Lineage: Eukaryota; Choanoflagellata; Craspedida; Salpingoecidae. The transcript has 5 exons.